Messenger RNA from Mytilus trossulus (common blue mussel), 617 nucleotides. RefSeq names its product perlucin-like. The record is from RefSeq and is a predicted model, not a curated record. Bases 11 to 562 code for a protein of 183 amino acids. The transcript has 5 exons. NCBI's taxonomy places the organism in Eukaryota, Metazoa, Mollusca, Bivalvia, Mytilida, Mytilidae. Gene Ontology annotation, molecular function: signaling receptor activity.
GUCCAAGGUCAUGGGUUAUCUACUGUAUAGACUACUGUAUUUCCACAUUAUUAAAUUGAACAUGAAAUUGAUUGCCACGAUUGCAAUAUUUGGACUGUUUGUUGUGAAUGCUGUUUGCGAUUGUCCUAAUGGUUAUAUGAGGCAUGACGAUUCCUGCUAUAAAUUGUAUGCUUCUACUAAAGCAUCAUGGGCCGAGGCAUUUAUGUAUUGCCAAGUGUUUGGUUCAGAUUUGGCAAUAAUUGAAACAGCAAGAGAACAGAACUUUGUAGAAGGUUUUCUUAGAAGGGAAUUCAAGUCAGGUAUGUCCGAUGGUGUGUGGAUAGGAGGUACAGAUUCUUUAGUAGAAGGCGAAUGGCAGUGGGUAAAAACUGGAGUGUCCAUCAACCAACAGGAAUUCACUCAUUGGUGGCCAGGAGAGCCAAACUCUAGUGGAAACCUCGGAGAAGAUUGCAUGGAUCUCCUUCACCACGAAAAUUAUAACUGGAACGACGAACGGUGUGAUCGCCAGGCAAAUUUCCUUUGCGAAAAACAGGCGGCUACAGGACAGCAGAUCAUUGGUUAAAGGACGGGCUUAAUUAUCAUAUGGUCGCUUACAAGUCAUAAAAACAAAACAAAUA